Rotaria sp. Silwood2 is the source of this 1233-nucleotide messenger RNA. Lineage: Eukaryota; Metazoa; Rotifera; Eurotatoria; Philodinida; Philodinidae. The record is from the annotation of a GenBank genome assembly.
AUGGGUACUAAAUCAUCAAAACCGAAUUUAAGAACAAUUGAACCAUUAAGUAGACAAACAAUCGAAGAACUUUGUCGAACUACUGGAUUUGCAGAAGAAGAAUUACUUGCUUGGCAUGAAAAUUUUUAUAAAGAUUGUCCAGAUGGUAGAUUAACAUUGAAACAAUUCGAGCAAGAAUACGCAAAAAUAAUGGGAAAACCAACACAAAAAACAGCUGAUUAUAUUAGACAUAUGUUUAAUGUUUAUGAUGAAGAUAAAAGUCAAUAUAUUGAUUUCAAAGAAUUUGUAAUGGCUUUAUCAGCUGCAUCAGCCGUUAAUCGUCUUCGUCUGAUUGAAACACUUUUUCAUGUAUUCGAUUUAGAUAAUGAUGGAAAAAUAACAAAAGAAGAAAUUGGUAAAAUGUUACAUACACUUAUUGAUGUAACAGAUUCAAAUAAUAAACAUAACAAUCCAGGUCAACAAGAACGAACAAAACAAAUUAGUUUACAACAACGUAUUGAUGAUGCAUUUAAUGAAUUAAAUGCAAAUGAUGAUGAUUAUAUAACCAAAGAUGAAUUUAUUGAUUGGUAUAUGAAAUCAGGUCUUAUAUCCGAUGUACAAACAGAAGAACUUAAUGCACCUGAUCCGGCACGUAUUCAAAAGAUAGGUAAAAAAUCUCGAAAAAUCAUUAAACAAGCAGCACAUGGUAAAUCACAUCAUGAACAAGACGACAAUCGUGCUCAUCAUUCACAUAUUGUUCGUCAUAUGUCAAGAAUGACAGAACGAAAAUCAUCGUCAAAAUAUGAUGAUGAUGAUUAUGAUGAUAAUCAUAAUAAUUAUAAUAAUUAUAAUAAUAAUCUAACAACCGUAUCAUCAAUGAAUUAUAAUGAUGAUGAUAUUGAUAAUGAUCGAACAUUAAAUAAUCCAACUAGACCUGUAACAGGAAGUAUUGAUGAUUCAGAUUUACAAUAUUCAAAAGAAAAUGAACGAUGGCAACAUUUAUUUAAUUCUGUACUCGGACAAAUACGCUCACAACGUCUUAAAGAUCAACCAAUAAAUAAAAAUGAAACUAAUAAUAUAAAAUCAUGGAAGCGUGAAGGUGAAGAAAAAACUAAAUCAGAAUAUAUGAGACAAAAAGUAAAUGGUCGAGAAGGUUCUUCAUAUAUAUCAACAACAAAUAUUGUAUUACAACCACCAAAAAAAACAUCAGAUGAACGAUCACCAUCUCCUGAUAUUAUUACUAUUCGAUUGUAA